This is a messenger RNA of Rhinichthys klamathensis goyatoka, 3365 nucleotides long. It is a transcript of the gene camkvl, whose product is annotated as CaM kinase-like vesicle-associated, like. Bases 17 to 2302 code for a protein of 761 amino acids. Gene Ontology annotation, biological process: peptidyl-serine phosphorylation. The record is from RefSeq and is a predicted model, not a curated record. Gene Ontology annotation, cellular component: intracellular anatomical structure. The transcript is spliced from 11 exons. Lineage: Eukaryota; Metazoa; Chordata; Actinopteri; Cypriniformes; Leuciscidae. Gene Ontology annotation, molecular function: ATP binding; calcium/calmodulin-dependent protein kinase activity; calmodulin binding.
ACAGGUUUGGAACGACAUGAGAGUGGAUGCUGUCAUGCCAUUUGGGUGCCUUGCUCUGCGAGAUGGGCGGACAUACAACAGCCUGUCAGAUGUCACUGACAAAUACGAGAUCGGACAGGUCCUCAAGGCGAAAGAAUUUUGUGAGCUGUGCCUGGUGAAGGAACGACAGACGGACAAGGUCUAUGUGUGCAAGAAAUUCCUCAAGAAAGAUGGCAAGAAAGUGCGGAAGGCAGCCAAGAACGAGAUCAUGAUCUUGAAAAUGCUCAAACACCCAAACAUCUUGCAGCUGAUUGAUGCAUUCGAGACCAGGAAAGAGUUCUUCAUCGUACAAGAACUGGCCACAGGUGGAGAUGUGUUUGAUUGGAUCUUAGACCAGGGGAACUACACAGAGAGAGAUGCCUCCAAUGUGAUCCGUCAGGUCUUAGAAGCAGUGGCGUACCUUCACUCCCUCAACAUCGUCCACAGGAACUUAAAGCUGGAGAACUUGAUGUACUAUAGAGAGAGUAAUCACAACAAAGUCGUGUUGCGGGAUUUCUACCUGUCCAGGUUUGAGAACGGCUCAAUCACUGAACCCUGUGGGACACCUGAAUACCUUGCUCCUGAAGUGGUGGCGCGUCAUCGCUAUGGAAGACCAGUCGAUUGUUGGGCGGUGGGGGUCAUUAUGUACAUACUGUUGUCUGGAAACCCUCCCUUCUAUGAUGAAACUGAGGAGGAGAACACCGACAUGCACAACCGGAUCAUCUUCUGCCGCAUUGUUGGUGGAGAAUUUGAAUUUGAUUCACCGUACUGGGAUGACAUUUCCCCUGCUGCAAAAGAGCUGGUCUGCAGACUUAUGGAUGUUGACCAAAUGCUGAGAAUUACUGCACAAGAUGCACUUUCGCAUGCAUGGAUCGCUGGAAAUGGGGCUUCGGAAAAGAAUCUGAAGGAAGGAGUCUGUGCUCAAUUUGAGAAAAACUUUGCAAAGGCAAAGUGGAGGAAAGCGAUUCGUGUCACCACAUUCAUGCAGCGCCUCCGAGCCUCCGAAGCUGGAUCAUCUGAUGGUGCAGUAGAAGCCAAGGGCGAAGGGGUCAGAGCAGAUGGAUUAGAUGGUAAGGGGACACUAAAAGACUCAGGUGGCGUUUCUACUGUGAGCAAGUCCCAUGAGGUGUCCGUCGUAAGCAGAUCCGUGAAGAAUCAAGAAGAAGACGAAGCAGAACACAAAAAAGUAGAAGAGAAAGAAGCAGAGACCCUUGCCCAAUCAAACAGCUCUUUAAAAGUACAAGCAGAGGAGCCGAACAAGAUAGAGACUAACGAAAGCACUUCUGAAAUAGAGGACAAACCAUCAACGCGAGCAAGCCAGAAAGCAGCGCCCAUCCAGCCAAUCAAGACCUCAGACAGCCGAGAGAACCACAUCCCCACAGAGCCAGAGGCCACAACUGUUGGCAAUGUUGAAAAGAAAUCACCUCUCCCUGAUACUCCAAAUCGACGCAAGAUGGCUGCAAAUCUCUCGAUGGAUCAUAGCUCAUGUUCGGAUGCCAAAACCAGUUCCUUGUCAGUGGAAAAGGAAACACCCCUUCAAUCAGAAGACAAGAAAGACACGGCCCAUGAUAUGGCCGCAAGCAGCUGGUGUCAAACACAGCUCCCAGAAGCAGUUGCAGAGAGGCCAGCAGAAGUUGGGGCCACUUGCGAGGUCAACCCCAAUAGCAGAGAGUUGAAGAAAGGACGACCGGACAAGGGGAGCCAAUCGGCGAAAAACAUCCAGUGUACGUAUGCGGGAUUGGGAUCUUCAAGUCUCGGCCAUGAUAAAACGGUAUUUGAGCAGGAGCUGCAGGAGAUGGUCCAUGGUGCAUCAGGGUACGGGAGCCCAUACUGUCCAACCUACUCUGUCGGACAGUACAGUGGUCUAGAACCAGGAAGUGGAACCAGCGCGGACUGGCAAAUGGAUUGUGUAAUCGAACAAAUUGAGAAGCAAAUGGCUGCCGUGCUAGAGAAGAUCGAGGGGGAUAUGCCUUCUUUGCUGGAGCAGAUCAGCGAUCAUCCUGAGACCCUUCCGAGAGCAAAAAGCGCCAGCUCUUCCCCAUCACCCAGACCUCGCUCGUACCAUCAUUCGACCCCGCCACCCCUUCCCACCACACCUCGCCCAGCAAUGCCUUCUCUACCACACCUGACCAUCCCGCCUCCCUCGUACCCGCCACCUUCCCCACCCAGUCACGUCCAGGGUCACAGCCAUCCGACUGGUGACGAGGGUAACAGCGAUGACCAGAAGUCUACAAAGCGGUCUGGCCAAUCACCAAGGGGAAGUGUGUCAGGAAAAGGCUUGUAAAAAUGCUAAGAGGAUGUGAAGGCUCAAGAAUGAAGUAGGUGCACCAUGUAACAAUAAAAUCUUUGGGAUAUAGAUUAUGGAUCCUUGAGUACAGCAUACCUUUUGGGGCUGUACAGUGAUAUUUGGGGCUUAAACGCCAAGAGCCUUGUUAUUGAUUGUAUGUGAAGGAUAAGAAGCUUUUUUAAUGUGUAAAGAGGAGAGUAACUGAGCAUUUUGUAUUAUUAGAGGAAACCGUUAAGGUUAACCCACUUGUAAAUGGUUCUGCUCUACACUACCAGAUCAUAGCAAGCACUAAUAUGUUUCCUAAAUAACAAUUUCAUAAUUGUAAUGUAGAAUCUGUGGAGAGUUUGGAUACAAAAGUUUAUAUAACUUGAAAAAAAACCCCACCUUUAAUGAAACUUGUUCCCUUAAAACAAGUUGGCAUCCUGCUCUGUUUUGGAGAACCGCUGUGCAAUUGCUCUUCACCAGUUACUGACUUUGGAGGGUGUUAUGAUUUUUGUCACUUCAUCCAUCUUGGAUUUUUGCUCUGAGAUAGUGAAGUUGAAGCAGUGCAUUUGUGUCCUCUCAUCAAUCAUUUACCUUCUGUAAUAUUUCCAAUAAGACUAGUUCAUUUAUCAUUCUUAUUGUAUAUUCUCACAUUGUACAGUAGUUUCUAUAAGUCUCUGCCAAACAUGACAGUCUUUCAUUGAUUGAGAAUGAUAAUACUCAGAAUGCGAUAAUUGAUCAUAACUUUGAGACUGCUUUACAGCUAUAUUCUUUUUCCUGGCCCCCUUUGUUUCUGUUGUAUAUGUCCAUAUACACGUUUGUUUAAUUAUCAUUCUCUCACUCUCUUUUCACAAUUUAUUAUGCAUACUAGUAUAUCUUUACAUUGUAUAAUACUUUUGCUAAUAUAUCUUAAAGUAAGCUCUAAUGUCUAUAUGUAAAGUCCUUGCAAAUGUUUGUGAAUUGUAACUGUGGCUUCCACCUCCUCAAAUAUUAUAUAGUUUUUGGUGAUGUGAAUAUUCUUCCAAGUUAUUUUUUGCACUCUCUACACAAAUAUUUCAAUAAAACUCAGAUCAAACCA